GGAGUUUACCAGAGUGAAGGAUAUGUCAAGCUGAAGAGUUUGCAAAGGAGAUACUUCAGAUCUUUUAGACUACACAUCGGUAAACUUUGCUUACGCAGCUGGCUCCAUUCAUUCUCUGAAGCCAAUCACUUCCUCUGUUGGUGGCUGAUAAGUAUUUAAUGGCUUGAGAAGGUGGAGUGUCAGCAUCGCUGAUGGUAAACACAUUCCCAGGCAUAUCAGUAGUUUCUGUCCAUCACCCAUGCUGGAAGCUAUUUGGAAAAGGAGAACUAGAAAUCGGGGAAAGGAAAUCAUGCAUCAUGAUCCUGGCUGGAACAUACCGAAGACUUUAUGCUGUUUUCAUUAUGUGGAUUCACUAGAGAAAUGACUACCUUUGAUCAGCCAAGUAAAAUAAAAAACUUGUUUAUUUGCUGCCUGUGUCCCUCACGGGUGCUGAGGAUUUGGACUUGCAGGCGGCCAAGGACAAGGAGGAAUCUGCUAGUGGGCACUGUGUGUGUGAUCUACCUGGGAUUCCUCAUCAGUCAAGUGGGUCAUGUUUUACCCCAGCACAAAGGAGGACACCAAAAAAUAAGUUCCAGAAGUCUCCAAGAUGCAGCCCAAACUCCUUUUCUGGGCAUCCCACUGGAUGGCAUCCUGUCACCACCCAAUUUCCAAGAACCCCAGCUGGGUAGCAAUGGGACCUUGCUGCCACCCAAUGUAGUUUAUAUCACCCUGCGAUCCAAGCGCAGCAAGCCUGCCAAUAUCAGAGGUACAGUGAAGCCAAAGCGCAGGAAGAAAUACGCAACCCCUUUGUCUUACAGGCAGCGCUUUCCAAAAGCCACUUUUACAGGCUGGGAAGAGUCCUUUGCCCAACAGCCAGGGAGGGCCACACAUGCCGUGGGCACAAGGGAAGCAGCAAUAGCUCUGGAGGCAAGAAAGCAGCAGCUGGAUGAACACAGACAAAAAGGAAUGGCAAUCAGGGAGAGGGGACACUGGAAACCUGAGGGGUUUCCUAUAAAGGCGCAGCCUUUACCUGAGGAAAGCAAUAUCAGGAUUUACAGUGAGAGCUCUCCCUCAUGGCUGAGCAAAGAUGACAUCCGAAACAUGCGCAUGCUGGCAGAUUCUCGGAUAGAGAGCAUCCAAGAAGUACCUUCUCACAAAGCAGUCCUGGUAGUAUUUGCCAGAGGUCACAAUACCAGAGGAGCUACUUGUAAUCAGGGACACUGUGGCAUCAUCAAAAGACCCCUCGACAUGAGUGAAGUGUUUGCCUUUCAUUUGGAUAGGAUCUUGGGGCUAAACAGGAGCUUACCUUCUGUAAGCAGGAGAUUGGAGUUCUUCCAAGAUGGUCAAGCCUGUCCUGUUAUUCUCUGGGAUUCCUCACUGAGUCCAACAGAUAAUAACACCCAUUCUUCAGUGAGAUUAACCUGGGGGCAGUAUCAACAGCUACUGAAGCAGAAGUGCUGGCAAAAUGGUAAAGUUCCCAAAGCUGAGUGGGGCUGUACUGAGGUCCAUCAUCAUGAGUGGUCCAAGAUGGCACUCUUUGAUUUUCUUCUGCAGAUCUAUAAUCGGCUAGACAGAAACUGCUGUGGAUUCAAACCUCUCAAGGAAGAUUCCUGCAUGCAGCAAGGACUGAAGCUGAAAUGUAGCGAUCAAGAUGCUGUUGAGCUGACACACAUAGUUCAGAGAGAGCAUGACCGAAGGCACUUGGCCUUUAUAGACAAUAAGGGUUUCUUUGACAGAAACGAAGACAAUCUUGACUUCAAAAUACUGCAAGGAAUCAAUGAAUUCCCUGAGUCUGCAAUUUCGGUGCUUAGAAGCCAGCAUUUGCGUGAGAAGUUGCUUCAGUCUUUGUUCCUCGACAAAAUAUACUGGGAGAGCCAAGGAGGCAGAAAAGGAAUUGAAAAGCUUAUUGAUGUAAUAGAGAGGAGGUCAAAAAUUCUUCUCACUUAUAUAAAUGCACAUGGAGCCAAAGUAUUGCCCAUGAAUGAGUGAAGCAGUCUUGUUUGAUCAUCAGACAAGUUUUAUCAAUGGGAGCAGAGAUUUGGAAGCACUUAAUACAGUGAUAAAACUUGUCCUUGCAGCUACCUGCUGAAACAUAUCUAGUACAGCAAUUUGUCUUUUUGUAUUACAAACACUAGAAUGCCCCCCUAUCCAAAGGCUUAUUUUGUUUUAUUUUCUCUUGAUCUCUUGAAAUCUGAAGAUUAAAUUCAGCCCUUAAAUGCAGAAGCCUUUGCACUGGACAUGAGGGAAAUUUAAAAGCAAUGAGGAGAAUGUAUUAUUUAACAAUAUAAUUAAUUUGACAAAUACAGUUUUUACAUGUUCAUGGAGUUCAAUUAAUCACACAUCACUCAUCACAACGUACUCUAUUCAGUAGAGGUUGUUUUGAUGUGUAGGUGGGUGAUCUGCUAUUUUCUGUCUAUUGAUUAACUAGGGGUUACUCACAGAUUUGUCCUUUAUGACCACUAUUUAAAAAAAAAAAA
Dryobates pubescens (Downy woodpecker) is the source of this 2456-nucleotide messenger RNA. It is a transcript of the gene GASK1B, whose product is annotated as golgi associated kinase 1B. NCBI's taxonomy places the organism in Eukaryota, Metazoa, Chordata, Aves, Piciformes, Picidae. Gene Ontology annotation, cellular component: Golgi apparatus. The record is from RefSeq and is a predicted model, not a curated record. The coding region runs from base 328 to 1968 and encodes 546 amino acids. The transcript has 5 exons.